Gorilla gorilla gorilla (western lowland gorilla) is the source of this 1445-nucleotide messenger RNA. It is a transcript of the gene NUBP2, whose product is annotated as NUBP iron-sulfur cluster assembly factor 2, cytosolic. Bases 139 to 954 code for a protein of 271 amino acids. The record is from RefSeq and is a predicted model, not a curated record. Lineage: Eukaryota; Metazoa; Chordata; Mammalia; Primates; Hominidae. The transcript is spliced from 7 exons. Gene Ontology annotation, cellular component: cytosol. Gene Ontology annotation, biological process: iron-sulfur cluster assembly. Gene Ontology annotation, molecular function: ATP-dependent FeS chaperone activity; 4 iron, 4 sulfur cluster binding; ATP binding.
AGCAGGAUUAGGCCUGUCAAGAAGAGCCACGGGCGGGCACGCACUGCCCAUUGGUUGGAAGGCCCUUCGCUCUAGCUGGGAGGCUGACGGCCCGCGGGCGUAAGCGCACUGCAGCCGCGAGCUCUUGGCGGCGGCGGGAUGGAGGCGGCGGCCGAGCCUGGAAACCUGGCCGGCGUCAGGCACAUCAUCCUGGUCCUCUCAGGAAAGGGGGGCGUUGGGAAAAGCACCAUCUCCACGGAGCUGGCCCUGGCACUGCGCCAUGCAGGCAAGAAGGUGGGAAUCCUGGAUGUGGACCUGUGUGGCCCCAGUAUCCCCCGCAUGCUCGGGGCGCAGGGCAGGGCUGUGCACCAGUGCGACCGCGGCUGGGCACCCGUCUUCCUGGACCGGGAGCAGAGCAUCUCGCUCAUGUCUGUGGGCUUCCUGCUGGAGAAGCCGGACGAGGCCGUGGUGUGGAGAGGCCCCAAGAAAAACGCGCUGAUAAAGCAGUUUGUGUCCGACGUGGCCUGGGGGGAGCUGGACUACCUGGUGGUGGACACGCCCCCAGGGACCUCCGAUGAGCACAUGGCCACCAUAGAAGCCCUGCGUCCCUACCAGCCCCUGGGGGCCCUCGUGGUCACCACGCCCCAGGCGGUGUCCGUGGGGGACGUGAGGCGCGAGCUGACCUUCUGUAGGAAGACGGGCUUGCGGGUGAUGGGAAUCGUGGAGAAUAUGAGCGGCUUCACCUGCCCACACUGCACAGAGUGCACCAGCGUCUUCUCCAGGGGCGGCGGAGAGGAGCUGGCCCAGCUCGCCGGGGUGCCCUUCUUAGGCUCCGUGCCCCUGGACCCUGCGCUCCUGAGGACCCUGGAGGAGGGCCACGACUUCAUCCAGGAGUUCCCCGGGAGCCCCGCCUUCGCUGCACUCACCUCCAUAGCCCAGAAGAUUCUGGACGCGACGCCCGCGUGCCUCCCCUGACUAAGGCCACCUUGCAGCCGCUUUCCAGGGCCACCAAGGGCUCUGCUCCAGCCUCUCAGAGAAACAGAGGCCUGGGCUCGGUUCCCGGGCCCUGCAGGGGCAGGCCCAGGCAGCGUCAGCGGGAGAGCGUCUCCCCGACCAGCCCAGCCCCGGGAUGUGUCGCACCAGCAGCUCUGCCUGGUUGGCCUGCAGUGCCGUGGUCUGCGUGCUCUGCCGUGGUCUGCGUGCUCUGCAGCUGUGAGACGGGGGCGGCCUGGGUUCUCUUCCCAUCCAUGUUUCCCACCUGUGCCCCUGGCAGCCGCGUGUCCACACAGUUAGCAGAGUGCAGGACUUUUGCAGUCCUCAGGUGACCCCGGGCCUCCAGCGCCCUGGGUCGCUGUCAUCUGUGUUAAGCUCGGGGAGUGCCCCCUAAGGGCGCGAACUGACCUCAGGCAUGUCUUGUAACUGUAGAGGCGCCUGCCAUUAAACGUGUCCGCUGCUGCGGCGACAAA